AUGAAUAAGAAAAGGUACUUUCUGGAUCCUCCAGAGAUCAAAGACUAUCUGGUCAAAGGAGAAAGAUUUACCAGGUGGUCAGAGGACUCAACGAAGACUGAUCAUGUCACCAUGAAGAUGGAUCUGAAAGGGUUUUAUCUCUACUGGAUCAACCAAAGCAAGGAAACAACAUUCGUGGAUGUUGCUACCAUCAGAGAUACCAGAACAGGGAAAUAUGCAAAACUUCCCAAACACUCAAAGGUCCGCAAUGUGUUCAACCUGGACUUCCCAGACAGCAACCACCUUGCCAAAACCCUGACCAUCGUCUCAGGUCCAGACACAGUGAAUCUGACCUAUCAUAACUUCUUUGCAUCCAAGGAGAAAGUAACACAGAACUGGGCAAAUGACAUCCUUGCAAUUGCCUACAACGCUGCAAGAAACAAUACAUGCAGACAAGUCUUCCUGGAAAAAAUAUACACCCGGAUUUCUCUUCAAACCAACAAGGACGGCAAGAUCCCUGUGAAAAAUAUUUACAAGAUGUUCCCUGCGGAUAAGAAGAGGGUAGAGAGUGCCCUGGCGUCAGCACACCUCCCCAAAGGAAAGUAUGACACCAUGAAGCCUGAUGUCUUCACUGAAGCUGCCUUCAAGGCCUUCCUGUCAAAUCUCUGCCCUCGACCUGAGAUCUAUGAGAUCUUCACUUCUUACUCCACCAAACCCACCAUGACGAAGGAGAACUUCACCAAGUUCCUCAAUGAGAAACAGAGGGACUCCCGCCUCAACGAGGAGCUGUUUCCACGACUGCGGCAGGACCAGAUCAAGGCUUUAAUAGACAAAUAUGAACCUCUCUCUGCUAAUUCUAACAGAGGUCUGAUCUCUCCAGAAGGCCUUUUAUGCUUCCUGAUGGGGCCGGAGACAUCAGUAGUGAUGCAGGACAGGCUGGCAAAGUGUCAGGACAUGACUCAGCCCUUACCCCACUACUUCAUCAAGUCCUCCCACAACACAUACCUGACAGCUGGUCAGUUUUCUGGCGUGUCUUCUCCGGAGAUGUACCGUCAGUGUCUGCUGUCCGGCUGCCGGUGUCUGGAGCUGGACUGCUGGAAGGGAAAACCUCCAGAUGAAGAGCCCAUCAUCACCCAUGGCUUCACCAUGACGACUGAGAUUCUCUACAAGGAUGUGAUUGAGGCCAUUGCUGAGAGUGCCUUCAAGACCUCACAGUACCCUGUUAUCCUCUCAUUUGAGAACCACGUUGACUCGGUGAAACAGCAGGAGAAGAUGGCAAACUACUGCAAAACCAUAUUUGGUGAUGCCCUGCUGACAGACCCGCUGGACAAAUACCCUCUUAAACCAGGCCAGCAGAUCCCCAGCCCAUCUGAGCUCAUGGGCAAGAUCCUUAUCAAGAAUAAAAAGGGCAGCCAUGAGAAGCCAAGCCAGACUAAGAAAACCAGCACAGCAGCCAGUGACCAGACCACAGCCACAGCUGCACCCACCCCAGACCCAAAAACCACUUCCCAGGAUCCUGCUAACCCAGCAGCACCCAGCACCCAGGAGAACCAAGAAGGGGACGCAGCUGUGGAGGACAACGAGGAGCAGGAGGAAACGGAGGAACAGGAUGAGGAGAAAAUGAAGACAUCCGAUGAGGGCACAGCUGGACAAGAAGUAACAGCGUACGAGGAAAUGUCAGCCCUGGUCAACUACAUCCAACCCCACAAAUUCAUCUCUUUUGACAAUGCCAGAAAGAAAAACAAGAGUUACGUCAUCUCAUCUUUUGUGGAGACUAAAGGCGAGGCAAUGAUUUCCAAGACUGCUGUUGAAUUUGUCGAAUACAACAAGAGGCAGAUGAGUAGGAUUUACCCCAAAGGAACAAGAAUGGACUCAUCCAAUUACAGUCCCCAGCCGUUUUGGAACGUAGGCUGCCAGAUGGUGGCGCUCAACUACCAGACGAUGGAUUUCCCCAUGCAGCUGAACAUGGCUCUGUUUGAAUUCAACGGGAGAACGGGCUACCUGCUCAAGCAUGAUGUUCUGCGUCGCAGUGACAAGAAGUUUGACCCUUUCUGUGACAGGAUCGACACCGUUGUGGCAAGCACGCUGACCAUAAAGAUCUAUUCCGGCCAGUUUCUGUCUGACAAGAAUGUCAAAACAGGGGUUGAGGUGGAGGUGAUUGGGCUGCCGGGGGACCCCAAGAAGAAAUAUCGCACCAAGUGGUCCACCACACCCAACGCCAUUAACCCUGUGUGGAAUGAGGAGCCUUUUGUCUUUGAGAAGAUUCUGCUCCCAGAAAUGGCCUCUUUGAGAAUUGUAGUCCAUGAGGAAAACGGUAAAUUCGUGGGGCACAGGAUCAUCCCUCUUGAUGCUAUCCAAUCAGGCUUCCAUCACAUCUGCCUGCGCAGCGAGAGCAACAUGCUGCUCACUCUGCCUGCUCUCUUUGUGUACAUCGAGGUCAAGGACUACAUCCCUGCUGCCUUCGCAGAUUUCACAGAUGCCUUAUUUAACCCAACAAAGGGCACAGAGAAGACUGCAAAGACCACAAAGGAGUCAUCUUCUGACUACAUUUCUCCUUAUGAGCUGCCUCUCGUGGUACAAACCCCCACUGAGAAGGCCAAGAAAAAAGAAGCCCCUGCUACAGAAAAAGCAUCAUUUGAACCUGCAACACCCGUUGAGGCCAAUGAACAAUCAUUGCAGUCUCCAUCUGAAACAAGUGCAGAAGAAGCUAAAGAAGAGAGCACACCAGAGACUCCACAACCUGCAGCAGAGCCUCCUCAAACUCCUGAUACCCCUCCUGUUGAAGAUGUAGCACCGGAUGCAGGAAACACCACAUCUGAAACUCCCCGUGAAUCUCCUAAAGAAGUUCCCCCUGAGAAGGAAGAGCCUGAGGCAACUCCUGAAGACAAAGAAGAGCCGGACACUGACUCCAGUGCAAAUCCUGAGCCUGUUUCAGAUGAAAAACCGUGCACAGAAACUGCCAGCACGGCUGACGAGGUUCAAGGAGAGCCUACUGCUGUGGCUGAACCCUGUCCAGCAAGUGCAUCUCCUGAGCCUGCAGGAUCAGAUGACUUAUCUCACCCGCCAACAUGUAGCGAAGAGCCUUCAACUGUGACUACUGAAGAACUGACACAGCACAAGAACUAUCUGAAGGUCAUCAAGCGUCAAGAGAGAGAGAUGAAAGAAGCAGAAAAGAAAUAUCUGAAAAAAGGAGAGGAUCUAAUUCAGAAAUACUCUGACUCCUUCAAGGCCAUGAAGAAGAAGACCUCAGAGAAGAAAAAAGAGGGAGGGGGAAACACAUCUGACUCCAGUGUGAAGAUGGAGCGGGUGCAGGAACAGAAGGAAAAAAUGCAGGUUGAGCUGCAAGCUUUGUGGCGGGAGCAGUCUGAUCAGCUGAAAAAGAGGAAAGAGCAGUGUGCCACAGAGAGACUGGCCAAACUGCUGGAGAUGGCCACAGAGAGACACACCAGUGAACUGAAGACUCUGGAGAGUGAAAGCAAAGAAAAUAAGAAGAAAACGCUCUCAAAAUUCUCAUCCUCACAGAAAGCAAAGCUGAAAAAGGCAGGAAGCACAGAGCUGUUGGAUGAGACCAGUCACUCUGAUGGUGGAUCUUCAGAUUACAGUCCUCAGCAAGAGGCUCUGAUCAAGAAGCAGGCUGCUACACUGGAGGAGAUCAAGGCACUGACUAAUCAGCUCAAUCAGGAGGCCCUGAGGGAGCACGAGCAGAAAAUGAGGUCUCUGCCAGCCGAGGUGAGGGAGGCUGUCAACGCCUGUGUGGGGGCUCACUUCCCCAAACUUGUCGACCAGGCUGGGGACAAUAAGGUGGAAGGCGUGGGCUUCUAUGGAGAUGUCUUCUUGGGUUAGACGUGCCGUUGUAUCCCUGACCCUUUGGUUUAGCCCCAUCCUUAUCUCAACCUCUUACAUAACCUACAACCUGAGCAUAUUUGUAGAAGAUUAAUCAACUAGGGAAACUGAGUGAAAUUUUAAUUUAGAGGUGCUAUUCAUUCUAUUCUUUUGGAGUUUGAAGCUAUAAUGAUGUUUUAAUAGAUGUCAUGGAGACCAAAGGUUAGACAAUUUGGAAAUUAUUUCAAUUUUCCAUUUGACUUUAUUUCUGUUGCUAACAUCCUAAAUUCGGCUAUACACCCAAAAUAUCUUCCAGUUCAAAAGAAGGAAUAAAUGUACCAAGAACAAUAUAGCGGCAAAAACGAGUUAUCAGAGUCCGCAGGCUGAAUUGAGAUGAUGAGUUGAUGUGUCACACUUCACUUCAACUUAAAUUUGCUUCUACUACUCCACAAAGCCAGAGCAGAGCAUUCAUUCUGAGACUGAGGUGUGUUGUGACUGAAUAAGGUUUAAUAGAAAAAAAGGUAAAUUUAAGUAGGACAAAGGUCCUCUGGAGGCAUAAUACAUGGAAAUACACAACAUGCAACACCAAUACAUUAAUAUUCCCUUUGCAGGAAGAAUUUUUGUUAUUUACUCCUGUGAUGAAAAGUUCUUAAUUUACCCUUUAAUGUGUGUUUUGCCCUUUGUUUCACUGAGUACAUUUAGCAUCCUGGUCUUCAGUCUGGUUUUAAUCAAAUUCAGGAUAUACUGUUUACAAUGAACACAGUGAAAUCCAGUUAUUCAUAGCACUGUUUACAUGAUUAUAACAAUAUCCAGGUUUCUGAUCAUCUACAUCUGAGCAGGUGUGUCUUUUUUGACUAAUUUCUGUACUAAAUGAGUUACAGCAACAGUUUUCUUCCUGGACUCUGCUGUAUUUAUCAUUCUUCUAGAUCUAACUUCUCCAUCUAAACAUCAGUAACGGAAGAUGAGAACAACAGUAAGAUUUUUUCUCUACAUGCCAGACACUUGUGUGCAUGGCAGAGAAUGACCAGAAACCCAGAUAAGGUGUUUACAUGCCACAACUUCAAGGUUUCUGUCAGAGUACAGCAGCUAGCCAGGAAAUCAUGUCUACAAAUGCAAAAUAUGAAAGGUUUACUCUGAAAUCUGAUCAUAAGCAGGAUAAUGUGCACAUUCACACACUCUUUUUUCAUUCAUACCCUUUAACAAAACUGUUUCCCCAACCUUUUUUGGACUUGUGACACCUUAAUACAGACCAAUGCCUACUGUACUUGCAACCCCUUUUCAGACGGUGCAUGUCUGAGAUGUGAACAGUUCAAUUGCAGAGAGAUUUUCCUUGCUCCAACUGUUGGAGGCCUGAAGAGAUAAAAGGAAAAGUCUGAAUAAUAAAAAUAAUUUUGUGUUU
Molecule: messenger RNA, 5200 nt
Organism: Thunnus maccoyii (southern bluefin tuna)
Lineage: Eukaryota; Metazoa; Chordata; Actinopteri; Scombriformes; Scombridae
Gene: plcb2
Product: phospholipase C, beta 2
Exons: 32
Coding region: 1-3822 (1273 amino acids)
Biological process (GO): phosphatidylinositol-mediated signaling; lipid catabolic process
Molecular function (GO): phosphatidylinositol-4,5-bisphosphate phospholipase C activity; calcium ion binding
Source: RefSeq, a predicted model, not a curated record